AUGCCAAACUUUUUAGAGUACUUGCAAGAUUAUUUGCAAAAUGGAGAUCAGAAUGAUAUACAUGCGGUUUCAGAAAACCCCCCACCUGUCAUUUCUCAAAGUGGCAAUUUUUCGAGAAAUAGUGAACGGCUUCCUGCUGACAAACAUCAAGGUAUCUUUCAAACAAAUGUCAACAAUCAACACCAGUUAUCGCAAAAUUAUGACAAUAAUGAAACUCAAUUCGCCUCAUCUGAGGAGCGAAAUGGCGCUUACCGUCUUCUGGGUGCGGAUUUCAAAGCUUCCAAUGAUGGCGCUUAUUCAGGUAUCCAUGAUGAGCUCACAAGUUACGGAGAUACAGGCUCCUGCCCCCCAGGACCACCACAAAGCCUAUAUUAUCUAAGAUCAAAUAGCUAUGAAGAUUACCAAAACGUAAAAUCUAGGAAACAUGGGUCGAAUAUACCAGUUGACUUUCUUUCUUCUUUGCCUAACAGGAUAAGGGGGAUCUUUCCUUUCAGCUCAUUCAAUAGAAUGCAAACCGAGGCCUUCCAAGAUAUUUUCAAUACCCCUUACAAUUGUGUUAUUACCUCACCAACAGGCUCUGGUAAAACAGUUCUUUUCGAACUAGGUAUAAUAAGAUUGUUUCUCAAGAACAACAAGAUAGACCUUAACAAUAACAUGAAAGUUCUAUAUAUUGCGCCAACAAAGGCAUUGUGCACAGAAAGAUGUGAAGAUUGGAAAAAAAAAUUUGCUCCUUUGAACAUUUCCGUAGGAAUGUUGACCAGCGACACAUCCUCUUUUGAGACUGAAAGUGUGAAGAAAUCUAACAUUAUUAUUUCAACUCCAGAAAAAUGGGAUUUAUUGACUCGAAGGUGGUUUGACUUUAUCAAACUUUUCGAUUUGGUAAAACUAUUAUUGAUUGAUGAAGUCCAUAUAUUGAAAGAUGAUAGAGGCUCAACACUAGAGGUGGUCACCACCAGAAUGAAGAGAUUAUGUGACCAAUUGAGAAUCAUUGCACUUUCAGCCACCGUUCCAAACAUAAACGAUAUAUCUAAAUGGCUCAGAAAAACAUCGAAGGGCUCCUCAGAGCCUGCUGUUACUAUGAUUUUUGGAGAAGAGUAUAAGCCGGUAAAGUUGCUACGAACUGUUUAUGGGUUCAGGAAUCAUGGGAAGAAUGAUUUUCAGUUCGAUUUUUCCCUCAACAACAGACUUUUAGAGAUAAUCAGAGAGAAGAGUCUUGGUAAACCCGUAUUGAUUUUUUGCCCUACUAGAAAAAUUGCAUUUAAUACAGCUACCUUCCUCAGCAACAAUUUGGGCUUUGAACUGCAUAACUUAAAAGACCUAAUCAAGGUACAAGAUAAGGAAAUUUCUAAGCUUAUAAGCAAAGGUGUGGCAUUUCAUCAUGCUGGAAUAUCAUAUAAAGAUCGCUUAGCUGUUGAAAAUAACUUCAUUAAUGGAAAUAUUAAAAUAUUAUGCUCUACCUCCACUUUGGCAGUCGGUGUUAAUUUACCCGCGUAUUUGGUGAUUAUUAAAGGAACAAGAUAUUGGAAUGAGGGUCAGUUCAGUGAAUACUCAGAAUUGGAUAUCUUGCAAAUGAUUGGGAGAGCUGGCAGGCCACAGUUCGAAACUGAGGGUGUUGCUGUUAUCAUGACCGAGGAGAAAAAUAAGAACAGAUAUGAAAGAUUAAUCGAGGGUACCGAAAAAUUAGAAAGUAGUUUGCAUUUAAAUUUAUUUGAGAAUUUAGCAGCAGAAGUUUGCUUGAAAACAAUAACAACAGUGGAAACGGCCGUCGAUUGGAUAGCCUCCACCUAUUUCUAUACCAGGUAUAAAUCGAAUCCGAUUGCAUAUAGCGAAAUUCAAGGUUUGAGAGUCAUUGAUAUAGAUACCAGAUUGGCAUUAUUUUGUCAAAAACAAUUGGAAAUCCUCCGGGAAAAUCAAAUACUUGACUAUGAUAAAUUCACAAGAACCUACAAAAGUACUGCUUAUGGCAAUGCAAUGUCACACCAUUAUGUUUCCUUUGAAACUAUGAAAAAAAUUAUUAACAGUCCUUCAAAGUUGAACUUUUCUUCGGUUUUCGAUUUGCUAUGCCAGGCCACAGAAUUUAAAGAUCUCAAAAUCAAACAUAUGGAAAAAAAAUUGUAUAAGGAAAUUGCUUCAUCAAAUUUAUUGAAGUUUCCUCCACCCAAAAUCCUUGGUUCGUCUUAUCCACAGACUUACAAAAUAUCCUUGUUGCUUCAAUAUGAACUUGGAGGACUUGAAUUUCCAAACUAUAAGGGAUCUUUCGGUCUAUAUUUCAAUUUCAAUGGGGAAAAAUUAUAUUUGUUGAAACAAUGUCCUAGAUUGAUUAAGUGCAUGGCGGAUGCCUUCACUGAGAAGAAGGAUUCCAUAUCAUUGCUCAACAUUUUGAAACUCGGACGAUCCGUUUGUGGGAAAUGUUGGGAAGACUCUGGAAUGAUGUUGAAACAAUUGGAUGGGAUUGGUCUCAAGUAUGUUAGAAAGUUCAUCAAUCAUAAUAUUAUGAAUUUCGAACAAGUUUCCCAACUAGAUGCUUCUAAAAUCGAAUACUACUUGGGAUUGAAACCGGGUCACGGAAACAAGAUUUUAAAAGAUGUUGCUUCAAUUCCAAAGUUUUCAAUUUCGUGCCGCCUCGUCUCCCAUGAAAUAUCCAAAGACUUAGAUUACAUCACUAUAUCGUUUAAUGUUAAUGUUCAGUGCUUACAGGGUGUGAAAGUAACCCAUUGGCAUAAGCAGUUUGUUAUGGUGAAUAUUGUUACAGAAAUAAGCGAUGGUGAACUAGUUGAUUUUAGAAGGAUUAUGUGCGGAAAGCUUGAAUCUCCAAAGGUAUUUAGCAUUACUGCCAAAAUACGCAAAAAAAAUCAAAUAAUCAGAUCUCAUAUUGCCUGUGAUGUAAUUGCCAAUACCAAAACUUGGGCAGCAUUGAAGUUGAAUAUUCCUUCCAGAGUAUUUGACGAAUUAAUUGUUUCUGUCCCUGAAGUGGAAGAGCCAGUUUUGACGGAUCCUUUUUCAGAUGAUGAUGAAGAUGAUGAUGAUGAUGAUGAGUUUGAUGAUUCAAUAUUCAGUGCUGCUUUUGACAAUUAUAAUGGGAUUGAAAAGCAAGAGAUCCUUAUAUCUACUGAUAUAGAUUCCAGAGCAGAUGAAACACCAAUUUCAACACAAGUGGGAGAGUAUAAAAGAAGAUCAGAUGGUAAUUAUGAAUGUAAACAUACUUGCAAGAACAAAGACAAAUGUCGCCAUUUAUGUUGUCAUGAAGGAUUACUACAUAUUCCCAGAAAAAGGGCAGGUUCAAAAGAACUGAAAGGGAAUAAGAUACAGCAACGUUCUCCAAAAUCUUCCAAUAAAACUGUUGAAAUAGGAGUUAAGGGGAUCAACUUCCAACAAAGAGGUGAUUAUCUUGAGAAGUCAGUUAGAUAUACCUCUAAGAAUCUCCAAUAUCAUCACCGUAGCUCACAUGAUACUUUAGGAAAUCUGUAUGCGGAAAAAGAUAUUUCUUUUGGUAAUGUGGGAAAGGGUAAUACUUUCAAUAACGGAAAGGAUGAGAUCAAUGUAUCAAAUGACGCUGAUUCCAAUCUAGUGCCUAAGAGGAAAAAGAGGAAACUUGGCAAGGUUCAUGUAAGACGUAGUGAACUACUUGAUGAUUCGAUUGAUUCAGAAGAUGAACAUUUUCCAUCGUUAUCAUCUUAUAUUGAAAAGAAACAAAUUUCGGAUCGUCUCAUACUGCCUUGGGAAAUGGAGCUUCCAAAAUCUCAGGCGAUGGAGUCUUUCCAUCUCAACAUUGAUGAGCAGAAGCAAAGCAGCAAAAUGAAGGAAGUGCCAAAGCAAGAUCUAGAUGAUAAAGAAGAAGUGAAUAUUUUUAACUAUGGAAGAUUCGAGAAAAUUUCAGAGGAUAAUGAAUCGAAUUACAGUUCUGAUCUUUGGAGCGAAGAUGACAGGGAUGAAAACCGUGGUAACAAACCUUCUGAUGGGGCUAAAAGUCCAUAUGAAGUUGAAAGCUCUGAUUUUCCAAAAACAUAUGCUCAAAUUGAAGAGAAAUCGUCUUUGGAUGUUCUUAGCAAUUCAUUUGUCAACGUUGUACAUGAUGAAGAGGAUAUCAACCAAAAUACAUUGUGCAUAUCUAAAAGUCAAUCUGCUGGCAGCUUUGUGAAUUCUGUGCUCAUUGCUAAUAAAAGAGACUGCAGUGGUCGUAUAAAGGAAGAGUGUGAUUUUGAGGUGACGGAUUUGCUUGAUGUGUUGGGAUCUGAUGUUGAGUUUGCUUAA
Messenger RNA from Saccharomycopsis crataegensis, 4251 nucleotides. It is a transcript of the gene HFM1, whose product is annotated as DNA helicase. The coding region runs from base 1 to 4251 and encodes 1416 amino acids. Lineage: Eukaryota; Fungi; Ascomycota; Saccharomycetes; Ascoideales; Saccharomycopsidaceae. The transcript has 2 exons. Gene Ontology annotation, molecular function: nucleic acid binding; ATP binding. The record is from RefSeq and is a predicted model, not a curated record.